AUGCAAUUCUUAACCGGUUACAUCUGCAUUAUUGCAACUCUUAUGAACAUCUCGCUUCAAGUCGUGGCACAAGCCCCAGCUGGUCCUGGCGCUGUUGACGCCGAAACAUCAGAUGUAAUGGCGGCGUUGGGGGGCGGAAAACCAGGCGCCGGGAAGUCAACCGGGAAGGGUGCCGGCGGCAGCAACGCAAUGCAAACGAACCUCGUCAGCGCUAUCGAUGGUUUCCUCAGGGAACCGGUUCCACAGGGUGCCAGCGGAAACGUCUUUCAAUUGGUCAUUCAGUAUCUAGAGAAGGCUGGCGGAGGCGCCGGAGGAGCUGCAGGAGGUAGCGCUGGCAAAUCUGGUAGAUCCGGUGUCUCAAGAGGCGGAAAGCGUUCUUAG
This is a messenger RNA of Puccinia graminis f. sp. tritici CRL 75-36-700-3, 381 nucleotides long. RefSeq lists its product as uncharacterized. Lineage: Eukaryota; Fungi; Basidiomycota; Pucciniomycetes; Pucciniales; Pucciniaceae. The coding region runs from base 1 to 381 and encodes 126 amino acids. The transcript has 2 exons. The record is from RefSeq and is a predicted model, not a curated record.